Messenger RNA from Oikopleura dioica, 2199 nucleotides. NCBI's taxonomy places the organism in Eukaryota, Metazoa, Chordata, Appendicularia, Copelata, Oikopleuridae. The record is from the annotation of a GenBank genome assembly.
AUGAGCAAGCGUCGUAUCCAAGACUCGGAUGACUCCAGUGGAGAGGAGGACAAUCCGAAAGUCUCAAAGUUUGCCACUUCUGAAUCUCAUACCUCCGAUAGCGAUAACGAGUGGAACACUAAUGGGAAGAACAAACGCAUCAAGAAGGAAAAGCGCAACAAGCCCAAGAUCGAGGAUGAUUCUGACUCAGAUUCCGAAGCGUCGGAUGAGUUCGACGACGGGCUCGGAGACGAUCUUAUCGGUGAUGAAAAGGAUCGAGAGCAGAUCGAGGCUAUGACGGAAAUGGAACGAGAACAGGUUCUUUUUGCCAGAGGUGAGCGCCGAGAAGCAGAGAGGAAACGCUGGGAAAUUGAAAGGAGGAUCAAGCAACGAAAUAAGGAAAAGAAACCGGAUAGCGAUGAUGACGACGAUUCUCCAAAACGAGCAAGAGAAAAGUCUAGCUCUCCAGAGCCUUCUGAUCCUGCUCUAGCGAGAGCAAGAAAUCAAAAACGCGAUCAAAACGAAGCUCUAGGCCGACUGAAGGAACAGCGCGAAAAGAAGGAGCGAGCGAAAGAGGCAAAUAAAAGCUCUUCUGGGCCACUCAACGUCGGCGAUUACUUUUCAUCUGAUUCGGAAGGAGAGGAUGAAGAUGAUUCACGCAAUAAUCUAGCUAGCUCUGAUUCUGACUCUGAUGAUGAUCGAAGACGCUCCUCGGAUGACGAUAAAGAAGAUGAAGAGCUCGCUAGAAAACGCAAAAAAGUCGAGUCCAAAGAAGAGCUCAAGCCAGCAAAAAUGUCGCGCUUCAGACUUUGCCAAUGGAUGCACAUGCCCUGGUUCCGAAAUACAAUUGUCGGAACAUAUGUUCGUGUCUCUAUUGGUCUUGGAGACGAGUCUGGCGCUCGAUAUAGAAUCGCAGAAAUAAAGGAUACUGGAGAAAGCUCGAAAACUUAUAAACUAGACCCUGGUGAUCCAAAAGCAACGAAAAUCCAAACAAACAAAACUCUUCUCCUGAGGAUAGGCAACUCUGACCGUCCCUUCAGAAUGUGCUUCAUUUCAAAUAGCGACUGGUCUGAUACCGAGUUCGAUUUCUGGAAGAAACACUGUCUAAAGAGCGGGCUGCCAACAGUCGGAGAAAUCGAAAAGAAGCAAAAAGAGCUCGAGAGAAUGAAAAAACAUGUUAUCACUGAUAGAGAGGUAGACACAAUGGUCAAAGAAAAGGCUAAACAUAGAACAAAUCCAAUUAACUUUGCGCUACAAAAAACAACACUGCUCAAAAUGCGAGAUGCCGCGGAGACGGCUGGUAACAUAGAAGAAGUCGCUAGUAUUCAAUCUAAACUAGAAGAAAUUGAAAAGAAGGCAAAUAAACUGAAUCGCGAUCGGCAAGUCGACAUUGCUGGUAUAACGGAAAUCAACGAGCGUAGUCGGAGGAAGAUUAGAGGCAUGGAAAGUGUCUGCGAAAAAGAAUGGGCCAAGUUCAGAAAUAACGACAAAGUAGAUCCGUUCACAAGGCGGACAACUGCCCCUAUUCUCGUUUCAAAUACGACACAGGACAACAAGGUCCAAAUCAAAAACCUACUCGCCGAGCGUUAUACCACCGACAUCGACAUGCACUACGAAUCACUAACCUUCUCGGGCGGCAAAGGUGACAAAAAGGAGGAAGAAGCCGAAGACGAGAAGAAAAAGCCCGAAAUGGGAGGACACAAGGUCUACCACUCCGAAGUCGACGAUGGAGGAAACCAGUACAACUGGUUCCUGAAGGAAUACAAACCUCCAACCCAGUGGCCAAACAGCAUCGACACCACUCAUCCCACUCACGACCGAACUCCCAAGGGCGGUUGGUUCCCCUAUGGUGUCCCAUUUGGUGCCGAUAUCUGGAAGAUCUGGGGUACUGAAGGUCUUGUUAAGCGACCAGCGAAGGUUUCCCGGGCUCAGCGAGCCGAGGCCAAGCUUAACACUUACUGGCAAGCUCCACCAGAUCACUGCCAGGAGUUUUACAUGAACUUCCAGAAGUGCCUCCGCGACAAGCAGCAAUACUACAACCACAUUUUCGCCGAUGUUCCAGGCAAAGGUGGCACCAAGUCCGGCGAUUGCGGAAUCUUCAUGGCCCAGGUCAACGACUGCUGGCUCAACGAGCAAGUCGUUGGUGUUGCUCUCCACGAACGAGUCAAGCGAAUCCAAGAUCAUAUGAAUAUCGAUUAUCUGCCGAAAGGAUGGUUCUAG